Molecule: messenger RNA, 3485 nt
Organism: Dermacentor albipictus
Lineage: Eukaryota; Metazoa; Arthropoda; Arachnida; Ixodida; Ixodidae
Source: RefSeq, a predicted model, not a curated record
AAUCUGCCUGGUUUGUCGCACGCCGGACGUCCGAUCCGGCGCUUCGGCACGGCAAAACACCUCGAUUCCGGCUGCUGUUCCAGCGCGUCGGACGCCGGAUCGGACACCAAAUCGGACCGUGUGUCUCCCGCUAGGCGCUCUUCAGCGACGGCGGCUUCAAGGUCCUUUCAAUGAAUAAGUAGUGACGGAGGCAAAGGAUCUGAAUCUGGAUAUUGGGCAUACCGGACCAUCGCGUUUGAGAACGUUCCUGUCCCUCGCAUCGCUACGAGCCUUGAUACGUUCUACCCACUGCCUACAUUUUGUCAAGUCUUGUCGUGGACCGCGCAAGGAUGCAACCUUCAGCUGGACCUUCCCGCUCACUUCCGUCGACCUCUGCUGAUAAUGGGCAGAGAAAUCACAACCUGCCAACGCAGAGUAACCGUCAAGUGCUCAAGUUUAGUCUGACACACGAACUUUUCCCCGACUUGCGUCAGCCUGCUCCCGCAAACGAGAAUCGUACGCUUGGGCCUUCCAGCAACUCCCAUCAAGUUAGCAACCCCCCGAGAGAUACCUACAUGCACUCGGCGUUUACUUCACUGCGCUGCAAAUUCUGUGGAUCAGAGUGCUCGGAUAAGGGUAGCCUCCUCCGUCAUUUGCGAAGACACAACCGAGUGCUCUCUCGCGAGACUGAUGUCUUGCUGGAGCAAUUGGUAUCCAUUCUGGACGCAAUUGAUGCCGACUUAGAUGACGCGCCGAGGGCAACGUUUUCCGGGCAGAACAGAACAGCGAAUGUAACCUUAGAACAAACGCAAGUUCGUGAACGUCUGGCAACACAGCUCAGUUGCCACGUGCCCGACCAAACGGCACAGCAAACCCACAGAGUAAACCCGUCGAACAAUGUUGGUGUACUUCCAGGUAAACCCAAUGCUCCUGAACAACUCGAUGGCUGCGUAGACAGGGCGGGUCAAACAAGUCAGACACAGGUGCUCCCUCACCGAAGGCAGGUCUCUGCGCGCCGAAACAGUGUAGGCCCUGUGGUGGAAUCUUCUCAGAACCUGACAACUUUCGGGACAACUUUAGAAAGCUGCCGCACUGCACUUGGUAGCGGAUGUGUAAUUCAGCAGCCCGCCCAGCACGCCACAGCGCCCGGUACGACGGUCGAGGACAAUGUUCGCUGCACCUUGCAGCCAAACUGCGCUGGAACUGUGGAAUAUCGUUUGGAAAGCCAAGCUGUGAAAGCGCGCAAGAGAACGUCGCCGCCGGAGCCCAGGGCCGCCCCUGAUUCCGCACGCUGUUCUGAAGGGCUAGUACUGGCUCAAGCUACUUUAAGCCCUACGCAAUACAUACUGUACACUGCGAAUGCACCUGUAGGCGAUUCAGGGAGCGACGUACUUCGUUCGCCAACAGAGGUUGCCCCCAACAACAAAGACGCCACAUCGGGAUUUCACAACAUUGUGAGUACUCAGCACUUAGGCAGUAGCACUACUACUUCGCCGCUGUAUUCUGAAAGGCAGGGUCAGGCUGUUCAAAUAGAAAGCACUACUAUGCACAUCUGUAGUACCGGGCGAUCAGCAUUGGAUGGGUCCUUGGUGAAUCCCCUAAACCUUACUAUAGAAGCCGACGGCGCUUCUAUCACAUCGUCGACCUCCGGGCUUAGUACUUCCCGACCAAAACGCGUAAGAGCAGUAACCUGGAUCCCUCCACAGUAUGACGACGACAACAGACCUUCCUCGAAGGCAUCCGGAAGCACUCCCUGCCACGAAAGCAUAGGCGACGAGGUGACAUCACGGCCGUUACCUACAUCGUGCACUGAAACUAACGCGCAUGGAACCUCGAGCACAGACGAGGUCACACGUGCGGUACGGGAGACAGAUGGCGGGGUCCUGGUCGCCAGCAUCUCCAUUAAUCAUGAGCAGGAAGACCGGCGUACUGCUUGCGACGAGGACACUGCGGACGAUGCGAGUUGGGCGCAGCACUGGGAACAGGAAUUCGAGCAUGUUAGCACAGACGAAAUCACGCUGUCUCCACCACCAUUUGACUUACAUACUCGCGAACGGCAUGCCAUAAAGCAAGAGAAAGAGGAGACCAUCGCCAAGUACGAGGACGUCGCCAAAAAGGGAAGCCUGGAAGAACCAGCCUAUGACAACGCCGAUGCUGCGCUAUCUGCACCGUGUGUCGCGGACCCCACGUGUGGGCGGGGCAUCGUCAAGGACGAGAGUCUGGAACAUCCAUCGGAAGAGCAAUCCCUCGGCAAAGCUGAACUCCCGUUGCCUGCACCAAGCGUCGUGCGCCCCCAAGGCGUGAAGCGCAAGAAAGGUGUGUCCCGGGACAAUGUCGCCAAGGAUUCAAGAACGGAACAGCGAUCGAAACAGUUCCAAGUCGGUUCCGUCGACGAAGCAGAAGUGUCCGCCGCUCCGCCAGGCAUCACAGAGCCCGCCUGCGGGCUAGGUACUUCCCGACCGAAACGCGUAAGAUCAGCGACCUGGAACCCUCCAAGCUAUGGCGACGACAACCCACCUUCCGCGAAGGCGUCCGGAAGCACUGCCCGCUACGAGUCAGCACCGCCAUGCUCGAAGGACGACAAAGGAGUUCCCGCGUCCCCGCGAGGUGCGGCCAAGACCUGGCAAUGCCCGUCGUGCACCAGCGUGCUCUCGAGCAGGUCGAGCCUGUGCCGACACCGCCUGCUGAUGCAUACCAGGCAGAAGCCGCUGAAGUGCCAGCAAUGCACCAAGACGUUUCGCUUGAACGAGACGCUGAGAAACCAUGUUCGCACCGUGCACACGGGCGAGACCUGGCAGUGCCCGUCGUGCUCCAAGGUGCUGUCGUGCAAGUACAGCUUCGACCGACACCUCCUGCUGAUGCACACCGCUCAGAAGCCGCUGAACUGCCCGCACUGCACCAGGACGUUCGGCUUGAAGGAGACGCUGCGGAACCACGUCCGCUCCGCGCACACCGGAGAGCGGCCCUUCGAGUGCCACCUGUGUCCCAGCUCGUUCGCCCAGAAAACGUCCCUCCAUCAGCACUUGGUGUGGCACAGGAACGAACGGCGCUUCGAGUGCAAGCUCUGCCCCAACACGUUCAUCGUAAAGGGGCACCUGAAGCGUCACAUGCGGAGUCACACCAACGAGAGGCCGUUCUUGUGCUCCCUGUGCCCCAAGCAGCUGUCCAGCUCGCACGCCCUCAAGAGGCACCUACUGACGCACACCGGCGAGCGGCCGCAUAAGUGCGAGGUUUGCGGCAAGACGUUUCGACGGCUGUCCACUCUUCAGGCCCACGUUGUCAGGUUUCACCCGACUGAGAUUAGCCUCGACUGAAUGAGCGGGGGUGCCUUCCACGCAUCUUGAUUGCUGAAUCAUCAGCUGUGCAUUUUUGUCACGCGUCUGGUUUUGGGGCUCCACACAUUGCUCCCUCAUGUGCCUGAGAUUGAUGUCGGUUGUUUUUAUCAAAGCCGCGAAAGAAAGAUUACCGACGCCCUGCCUAGUUAAAGUAAUAAAGAAAGAAAACUG